AUGGCCAGCCCACAGCAGAUCCGCACCGUCACGACCGAUCUCUUGAAGAUUAACCACCCCAUCAUGCUUGCCGGCAUGAACGUCGCCGCCGGUCCGAAGCUCGCCGCCGCCGUCACCAACGCCGGCGGUAUCGGUGUCAUUGGUGGUGUCGGCUACACCCCAGACAUGCUCCGCGAGCAGAUUGCAGAGCUCAAGGGCUUCCUCAAGGACAAGAAUGCUCCAUUCGGCGUCGAUCUUCUCCUCCCGCAGGUCGGUGGUAGCGCACGAAAGACCAACUACGACUACACCAAGGGCAAGCUCGGCGAGCUCACCGACAUCGUCAUCGACUCCGGCGCCCGCCUCUUCGUCUCCGCCGUCGGCGUGCCCCCCAAGCAGAUCGUCGACAAGCUCCACAAAGCCGGCAUCCUCUACAUGAACAUGAUCGGCCACCCCAAGCACGUCAAGAAGUGCCUCGACCUCGGCGUCGACAUGAUCUGCGCCCAGGGUGGUGAAGGAGGAGGCCACACCGGUGACGUCCCUACAACCGUCCUGAUCCCAGAGGUCGUCCGUCUCUGCAAGAACCGCAAGUCGCCCAUGACUGGACAGCCAGUGCAGGUUAUUGCUGCAGGCGGUAUCUUCAACCACCAGACUCUCGCUGCUGCUCUCGCGCUCGGUGCCAGUGCUGUCUGGGUUGGUACCCGAUUCGUGCUUUCCGAGGAAGCCGGCGCCCCCAAGGCCCACCAAGAAGCCGUCAAGACCGCCGGUUUCGACGACAACGUCCGCACCAUCAUCUUCACCGGCCGACCCCUCCGCGUCCGCAACAACCCAUACAUCCAGAACUGGGAAGAGAACCGCCAAAACGAGAUCAAGGAGCUCACGUCCAAGGGCCACAUCCCAGUAGAGUGGGACAUUGAGAGGAUGGGUGAUGACGUUGAUGACGAUACUAUGGACAAUGCAAGGCCGUUCUUGAUGGGUAAGGCCGCUGCGGUGGUGAAUGAGAGGGACAGUGCGAAGAAGAUUAUUGAUGAUAUGGUCGGUGGGGCCGUGGAGGUCAUGCAGAAGAAUGUUAGCUUCAUUACUAGCAGGAGUAAGUUGUAG
Fulvia fulva is the source of this 1077-nucleotide messenger RNA. Its product is annotated as (3aS,4S,5R,7aS)-5-hydroxy-7a-methyl-1-oxo-octahydro-1H-indene-4-carboxyl-CoA dehydrogenase. Gene Ontology annotation, molecular function: nitronate monooxygenase activity. NCBI's taxonomy places the organism in Eukaryota, Fungi, Ascomycota, Dothideomycetes, Mycosphaerellales, Mycosphaerellaceae. The coding region runs from base 1 to 1077 and encodes 358 amino acids. The transcript has 4 exons. The record is from RefSeq and is a predicted model, not a curated record.